Molecule: messenger RNA, 625 nt
Organism: Molossus molossus (Pallas's mastiff bat)
Lineage: Eukaryota; Metazoa; Chordata; Mammalia; Chiroptera; Molossidae
Gene: TFF3
Product: trefoil factor 3
Exons: 4
Coding region: 217-459 (80 amino acids)
Biological process (GO): maintenance of gastrointestinal epithelium
Source: RefSeq, a predicted model, not a curated record
UUCCUCCAGAGAGCGGUCUGAACACUCCCAGCUCGCUCACCGCUGCCGUUCUAAGACGGUUCCCAGACGGCCUGCGCCGGAAGAAAACCAAGCUGGGCGGCGGCGCUCAGGAAGCUUCCGCUUGUGCGAAGGACGUGCCUAGAGGGGAAUAAAGGAGUGUCCUGGGCCCACGCAGCAUGUCCUCUGCGCGGCCCGGUCCCAGAGCCCGCCGUGACCAUGGAGGCCACAGUGCUCUGGCUGCUGGCGGUGGUCCUGGCCUUGGGGUCCUCCAGCUCGUCCGUCCAGUACGUGGGCCUGUCGGAGACCCAGUGUGCCAUCCCGGCCAAGGACAGGGUGGACUGCGGCUACCCCAACGUCACCCCUGAGCAGUGCAACAGCAGGGGCUGCUGCUUCGACUCGAGCAUCCCCGAGGUACCCUGGUGCUUCAAGCCUCUGCAGCAGACAGAGUGUGUAUUCUGAAGCCACGCCCACUGCCCCCAGACUCCCUGGGAGGUGAAUUUCUACCCCCUGGCGUCCCACCUGCUCAUCUCUGCUUUUCUAUCGUCCUGCUCCUGGCAAGGCUCUGGCUGGAGGCUAAUGUUCGGGGCCUGAUGUCUUAACGAAUAAAGAUCAUACUCAGCAGACA